Molecule: messenger RNA, 876 nt
Organism: Candida dubliniensis CD36
Lineage: Eukaryota; Fungi; Ascomycota; Pichiomycetes; Serinales; Debaryomycetaceae
Exons: 1
Coding region: 1-876 (291 amino acids)
Molecular function (GO): oxidoreductase activity, acting on the CH-OH group of donors, NAD or NADP as acceptor
Source: RefSeq, a predicted model, not a curated record
AUGCUUUUGGCUAGUUUAUUAUUUGCUUUCAUGUACAAAUUUUCGGUGUAUUAUAAUUUGCCUAAAACAUGGAAGAAAAUAUCAAGUUCGGAUAUUGCACUAGUCACAGGUGGAUCCAAUGGCUUGGGCUUAGCACUUGUUGAAGAGCUUUUAAGGAAAGGCGCAUUGGUAUACAUUUUUGAUGUUAGUAAGCCCAAGUUGCUGCACGAUAAUCUUGUCUAUGUACACUGUGAUCUUAAUGACGAACAAAGUGUUAACACUGAAUUAAAGAAGUUGAUAGAUGAAUUAAAUUCCAGAAAUACAUGGAUUACUAUUUUGAUCAACAAUGCCGGUAUUAGAGACAACAAAUCAUUAAUAAACUUGAGUUGCGACAGGGUGAGAACAAUGUUCAAUAUAAACACAUUACUGCCAAUUUGGAUUCUACAAAAGGUGAUCAGUAAUCACAUUGACAAUGUAUUGUCGGUUUAUCCCGAGGGUCAGUUGUUUGUUGUUACUGUGUCUUCUAUAUUGGGGACUUUAGCACCCAAGAAUCUAUCGGUGUAUUCCGCCACCAAAGCUGCCUCUAUACUGAUACACGAGGCGUUACACCAAGAGUUGAAAGAGUACCUGAACAACAUCAGAUUGUUGUUAGUCACUACCGGCCAAAUGUCUACAGCCAUGUUUAAAGAUGUGGAGCCAUCAAAGCUAUUUUUUGCCCCUAUAGUCAACCACAUUCAGUUAGCAAAAGUGAUUGUUGAUAAGAUAAAUGUUGGCUACGUAGGAUGCAUAUCAAAACCGUUUUAUGCAAACUUUUUGCCGGGGGUCCGAACGGUUCCUCAGUGUAUACAAGACUUUUGCAGAUACAUUUCUGAAAUGGACAAUAAAAUCAAAGAAUAG